GUUGAGAGUCUUAACUUAUUAACGUAAAGUAAUUUAUCAAUUAUUUAUCCUUUUACAAUGAAAGCCUUUGCACUUUUCGUCUGUGUCGCAAUUGCCGUAGCUAGUGCCGGUACAAUUACUGAUGAACAAAAACAAAAGGCUAAGGAACAUGCUGCCCACUGCGUAAAAGAAGUCGGUGUGCCUCCAGAAACCCCAAUGAAACUCCAAAAGGGCGACUUUAGUGCCAACGACGAAAAGACACAAUGUUUCGCCAAGUGCUUCUUGGAAAAGGCCGGUUUUAUGGAUUCGCAUGGAAACCUCAACGAUGAUGUUAUUGUUGCCAAGUUAUCUCAGGCAAAUGACGAAUCAAAGGUAAAAGCAUUGUUGGCAAAAUGCAAACAAGAAAAAGGAAAUACUGCAUGUGAAACUGCUUACAAAGUUUACCAAUGCGCUUACACAAACAAGGCACUGUAAUUCAAUAUCUCUACAUCAUUCCUCACAUGCAUUGACUACGAAUGGAUAAAAUACCUUCGAAAACGUUAUACAACUGUGUUAUACCUUGUUACUUGAUGCGUACAUUGCCACAGAUAUUCAUUAUAUUUGCAAACAAUGUACGGCAAAA
This is a messenger RNA of Culicoides brevitarsis, 601 nucleotides long. Its product is annotated as general odorant-binding protein 56d-like. NCBI's taxonomy places the organism in Eukaryota, Metazoa, Arthropoda, Insecta, Diptera, Ceratopogonidae. The transcript is spliced from 3 exons. The record is from RefSeq and is a predicted model, not a curated record. Gene Ontology annotation, molecular function: odorant binding. The coding region runs from base 58 to 453 and encodes 131 amino acids. Gene Ontology annotation, biological process: sensory perception of smell.